UCUGCAGGGAGUCCAUCUAUGGCGGACUGCUCAGACAGUGAAUGAGUAAGCAUUCAAAUACUCAAACUUUUGAAGCAUAUAUCUCAGGCUCCGACAACAAUGGAGGGACUAGUAGUUCAGCUUGUCGAGACGGCAAAACCAGAUAACAAUACCGCGGCGGUUUUGCUGAAACCAGUGAAAGACCUGUGGGACACAUGGAACCUGAGGGUCAUCGUCAUGUUCAGUCUCACCCUCCAAACGAUCCUCAUCUUCUUCGCCCCGCAUCGGAAACGGACCGCCAAGAAGUUCCUCGUCUUCAUCAUUUGGUCGUCUUAUCUUCUCGCCGACUGGUCGGCGAAUUACGCGGUCGGACAGAUCUCCGACAGCCAAGGGAACGCCCCGAAGCCAGGCGAUCCGGCGGAAAACGCCGAGCUUCUUGCGUUCUGGGCACCGUUCCUUCUCUUGCACCUCGGCGGUCCCGACACCAUCACCGCCCUGGCCUUGGAAGACAACGAGCUCUGGCUCAGGCACUUGUUCGGUCUCCUCUGCCAAGCCAUUGCCAGUGUCUACGUGUUCUUGCAGUCAAUACCCAACAGGCUUCAGACACCGCUCAUUCUCAUGCUGCUGAGCGGAGUGAUCAAGUAUUUCGAGAGGACCAGAGCCUUGUACUUGGCCAGUACCGACAGGUUUAAGGAUUCGAUGCUGGGGAAGCCAGAUCCUGGUCCGAACUACGCCAAGCUCAUGGAGGAAUACCAGACCAAGAAGGAUAUGAACAUGCCCACCCAAAUUAUUAUGAUGGAGGAGCCUGAGAAAGGCCUGAAAUCCGACGGGAAAGGCCAGAGAAAGAAGCUGACUGAUCUCGAGGUCGUCCAGUACGCUUACAAGUACUUCAACACCUUCAAGGGUCUGGUCGUCGAUCUCAUCUUCACCUUUCAGCAGCGGGACGAGAGCAUGAAGUUCUUCGACUCUCUCCAGGAAGAAGAUGCAUUGAAGAUAUUGGAGGUGGAGCUCAACUUCAUCUAUGAAGCUCUUUUCACCAAAGUCGAGGUUCUUCAUUCCGGGAUUGGACUCUUUUCUCGCCUUGCGGCCUUUGCAUUUCUUCUGGCUUCCCUUAUCCUCUUCAAGGGGAAGACAAAGAAUGGAUAUGAUGGAUUCGACGUCGGCCUUACUUACGCAUUGCUCAUUGGUGGAAUAGCUCUUGAUGUGAUUGCUAUCCUCAUGUUCUGUUUAUCCGACUGGAUGUUUGUGAGAUUGAGGAAGCUGAAGGAAGAUCCCGACGAGGAAAAGACCACCUGCAUUGGAGGCUGCAUUGACAAAAUCUUCAAUUGGAUCCUCAAACUUAAGGAGCUCAAGUGGAAAAAAGAUGAAUGUUACCAGGAGAAGGGUUCUACCAAGGGGCAUGAGGUGCUCGAUAGAAAAUUUGUGUUCAGGAGAUGGUCUGAGUAUGUGUAUGCAUACAACCUGAUCGGAUGCUGCCUGAGGAUACCCCCCGAGAGAAUCCACCAUACCAAGGGUCUCGUCCACAGCAUCUUCGACAAGAUUAUUAGCUUUUUAUUCGUAGGUCGAGUUUUGAAGUACACCCUCCAUGCAUGUGUCUCCUUUUUCAGAGCUGCAAAAAAGAGAACUCGUAAGAUUUACGAGCAGAUCGACAGUUUGAUGAUUCGAUCCAAGAAACAUAGGGCGGUUUAUUACAGUCUUUACCUUGUCAAGGGGUUCCUCGAUAUCUGGAAGACUAUCUAUCAAUGGCUUGGGAGUUUCAUCGAUUGGUUCCUGGAAUUCUUCAGCAUCACACAGAAGCUUGAGGAGAUCAUGUUUGUAUCUAGCCGUCGACUCACCAAAGAACUGUGGGAGUUCAUAUUCAAGGAAGUGCAAGGUAAAUCCCAUCUCGCAGACAAUCCAGAAAGUGCCAAGAGGGUGUCCUCGGCAAGAGGUGAUUGGACUCUGCGUCAUAUACCGAGCCAAGAUAAAAGGGUGAAGGAAGAAGACCGUGAGAAGCUCCUGCAGUUUGUGACUCAAGUGGAUUAUGACCAGAGCAUUUUGCUGUGGCACAUUGCCACGGAGUUGUUCUACCAAGUGGAAGGAGCCACCGAAGAAAACUACAGCUACCGUGAGUUCUGCAAAAUGCUUUCAGACUACAUGAUGUACCUCCUGAUAAUGCAGCCUACUCUGAUGUCAGCUGUUGGAGGAAUCGGGAAGAUAAGAUUCAGAGACACGUGUGAAGAGGCCUCAAGGUUUCUCCAGAGGAGGCAUAUCGACAUCGGGAGCACAAAAUAUACGGAUGUGGAGAAGAGGAAGAAGUUUACUGACCAAAUUCUCUUGGUAAACACGGAUGUUGAGCCCAUGGAUGUGAAGGGAGAUAGAAGCAAGUCUGCACUUUUUGACGCGAGUAAGCUGGCACAUCAGAUUCAAGAGCAACAGAGAAAAGGGAACGAAGACAUGUGGAAGGUGAUGAGCAAAGUGUGGGUGGAGCUGCUUUGCUAUGCAGCAACUCAUUGCAAUGCUGAACAACACGCAGCUCAGCUAAGCAAAGGUGGCGAACUCAUCAGCUUCGUAUGGCUAUUGAUGGCUCAUUUUGGCCUCGGAGACCAAUUCCAAAUCACCAAGGGGGAUGCCAGAGCAAAACUCAUCGUGGGCAAGUGAUAUCACAUGCACCGAAUACACCGGCAUAAUCAGAUUGUGUUUGUCAUCAAUAUUUUCAGGGUUUUGUGUUCAGCUUUCAGUUUUAUGUUUCAUGUUGAACAAAUCUGCAUUACCCACAUCCAUGCACCCCAUGAAAUCACUGAACAUUCAUUUUCUAGAUGCUUAUGAUCCUCUUACAAGAA
Tarenaya hassleriana is the source of this 2801-nucleotide messenger RNA. RefSeq lists its product as uncharacterized. The transcript has a single exon. The record is from RefSeq and is a predicted model, not a curated record. NCBI's taxonomy places the organism in Eukaryota, Viridiplantae, Streptophyta, Magnoliopsida, Brassicales, Cleomaceae. Bases 100 to 2619 code for a protein of 839 amino acids.